Molecule: messenger RNA, 1862 nt
Organism: Daldinia caldariorum
Lineage: Eukaryota; Fungi; Ascomycota; Sordariomycetes; Xylariales; Hypoxylaceae
Product: HET-domain-containing protein
Exons: 2
Coding region: 1-1848 (615 amino acids)
Source: RefSeq, a predicted model, not a curated record
AUGCGGCUGCUAGACGUCGACACGCUUAAGCUACACGAGUUUAUGGGCUACCAUAUACCAAAGUACCAAUAUGCUAUCCUUUCACAUACCUGGGCUGAAGGCGAAGUGAGCCUGCAAGAAUUGGAAGCUGGCAGCGGCCCCUCCAAACAAGGCUACGAAAAGAUUGUCCUCACCUGCGAGCAGGCGAAGCGGCAUGGCUAUAGAUGGGCUUGGGUAGACACGUGCUGCAUCGAUAAGACAAGCAGCGCGGAACUUAGCGAAGCUAUCAAUUCGAUGUAUCAGUGGUAUAAGGAGUCUGCCGUAUGCUACGCGUAUCUUACGGAUGUGGAUAAUAGCUUCCCGUAUGCCUCUCCUUCGAAAGAAGGCGGCUAUGAACCAUUAGUCUCGAGAUGGUUCACUAGAGCUUGGACGUUGCAAGAACUAAUUGCACCUUCAAAUAUUAUUUUCUACGGUCCUGGAUGGGUGAAGAUUGGCGAACUGUCCGAAGAACGUAUUCAAGAUUCUCUCUUACAGAUCACGAGAAUCCCAAAGUCCGUUAUAUCCUCACAGAAGUCCUCUUUAUCACAUUAUAGCGUUACCCAGAAAAUGUCAUGGGCAGCUGACAGAUCGAGCACACGGACUGAAGAUAUAGCGUAUUCUCUACUGGGGCUCUUCGAUAUUAACAUGCCGCUCCUAUACGGCGAGGGUCCCAAGGCUUUCGUGAGGCUACAGGAAGAGAUUCUUAAAGAGACAGAUGAUCACUCGCUGCUAUGCUGGACUGUUCCAAGAUUUAGCCCUAGAGUAGGGACACUAGAAGGUGUAUUCGCGAAAUCUCCAGAUGAUUUCACAGAAUCCGGGAAUGUCGUGGGGAACCUUUACGACGCGGGCUCACCGUCUGUGAUGACCAAUAGAGGACUCCAGAUUCAUGUUCAUCUGCGAAAAUUAGAGUACGGCAUACAUUCUCAUCUAUAUUUCGGGAAUCCUGCCACAGCUUCAUAUCACGCAGGACUAAACGCUGGUUAUUACGAAAAUGAUAAAUGUGUAGCUCAGAUGUCAAUAGUCCUAAUCAGGACACCCCCAGUGGCGCCGCGCUCUUCCCGGUUGACUAACAAGUACGCCAGAUUAACUAUGCCGACGCUUGAACGACGCAGCCUAGGGUGGUUUGAUUCAGAUGAAGCCAUGGAUCAAAUAUAUAUGAAUAAAACCCUCCUCUCAUGGGAACAGGAUCGUUUCGGUUUUGGAGGUGUUCAUCUACAAAAUAUACCGAUUGCGGAAACCCUUGCGCCAUUUUCUACAUCAAAAAGAGACAUUUGCGCGCCUGAUAUUAUCGACGAGUCUUCUUUUCAAAUCGAGAACGUCCGUUACUCCAUAUUAUCUAUGGAAAGAGGCAACACUUAUCAAACUAUCAAAUCUCUUCCAUGGGCUAUGACAUGGUCUCAAGUCUACGGCUGCGUCAAAUUUGACGUUGAGCUUCCACAAUUGCCCGAGUUUCCUUACUUCGUAGUGUUUGUUGCCAAACAUAGUUAUUCGACGAGGACAUACUUUAUCUCGCUAGUCUGGAAUGGUGAAUAUUUUCACUUUAGUGUUCGCCCAGCUGAGACGCAAAGCAAUGCAUUUUUCCGGAGUUUGUUGGAUCCGUCAGAUCCUUCAACGCAGCAGGGAAAUUGCUGGGACAUGUACGGUGAGAUAGCUAUGGCAUCAAUGGUUAUACACGGUGAAAACCCCUCUAAACUUGAUUUCAUCCUAGAACGCGAGGACCCCGAUAAUGAUGAAGGAGAGGUGGCGGGAAAUCGUUUACAUUUCCUAAUUCGCGCGGAAAUAGACAAGGAAAGAAAUAACAUGCAAGUACGCAGAAGGGGGCCGUCGUAAGUGUUUUAUGGUGU